CUUAUGCCAGCCUAUGGCUGGGUGGAGAAUGGUGUCGCCUAGCAGCCGCCGCCGCUAUUGCUUGCUGGGAACCAGUUGGCGGGAUCCAGCGUCCGCCUGGAACCGCGCUGGGGAGCACAGUUGCGGGGCGCGGCUGGGUGGAUGCGGUAGUAGAUGAGAAAUCUCCGCUGGCUGCCGGGCGUGCUGGGUGGAUCCUGGUGAACGGGAGCAGCGAAUCUCUUCCCAUGCAGAAGAUAAAGCAUCGCUAAAGAAUUCAAGAUGCCACCUAGUAUCAACUGGAAAGAAAUAAUAAAAGUUGACCCAGAUGACCUGCCUCGGCAAGAAAAAUUGGCAGAUAAUUUAUUGGUUUCUUUAUCCAAGGUGGAAGUAAAUGAGCUAAAAAGUGAAAGUCAAGAAAACGUGAUACACCUUUUCAGAAUUACUCAGUCACUAAUGAAGAUGAAAGCUCAAGAAGCAGAGCUAGCUUUGGAAGAAAUUGAUAAAGCUGGAGAAGAACAAGCAAAAGUUGAAAAUAAAUUUCAAACUGAAUUAAUGAGAUUGGAAAAUGAACUGGAGAUGGCACAACAGUCUACAGGUGGACGUGACACUCGGUUUUUACGAGAUGAAAUUCACCAACUUGAAAAGCAAUUGGAACAAAAAGAUAGAGAAUUGGAGGACAUGGAAAAGGAGUUGGAGAAAGAGAAGAAAGUUAAUGAACAACUGGCUCUUCGAAAUGAGGAAGCUGAAAAUGAAAACAGCAAAUUAAGAAGAGAGAAUGAACAGCUUCGUCAAGAUGUUAUUGACUACCAGAAACAAAUAGAUUCACAAAAAGAAACACUGUUAUCAAGAAGAGGAGAAGACAGUGACUAUCGAUCACAAUUGUCUAAAAAAAACUAUGAACUUGUUCAAUAUUUGGAUGAAAUUCAGACUUUAACAGAAGCUAAUGAGAAAAUUGAAGUUCAGAAUCAAGAAAUGAGAAAAAAUCUAGAAGAGUCUGUACAGGAAAUGGAGAAGAUGACUGAUGAAUAUAAUAGAAUGAAAGCUAUUGUGCAUCAGACAGAUAAUAUAAUGGACCAAUUAAAAAAAGAAAAUGAACAUUAUCGUCUUCAAGUGCAGGAGCUUACAGAUCUUCUAAAAGCAAAAAAUGAAGAAGAUGAUCCAAUCAUGGUAGCUGUUAAUGCAAAAGUAGAAGAAUGGAAGUUAAUUUUGUCUUCUAAAGAUGAUGAAAUUAUUGAAUAUCAGCAAAUGUUACAUAACCUGAGGGAGAAACUGAAAAAUGUCCAGCUUGAUGCUGAUAAAAGUAGCAUUAUGGCUUUGCAACAGGGUAUACAAGAACGAGACAGUCAUAUUAAGAUGCUCACUGAGCAAUUAGAACAAUAUACAAAAGAAAUGGAAAGAAAUACAUUUAUUAUUGAAGAUUUGAAAAAUGAGCUCCAAAGAAACAAAGGUGCUUCAACACUUUCUCAACAGACUCAUUAUAUGAAAAUACAAUCUAAGGUUCAAAUUUUAGAAGAGAAGACUAAAGAGGCUGAGAGAACAGCUGAACUGGCUGAAGCUGAUGCUAAGGAAAAGGAUAAAGAACUAGUUGAGACUCUGAAGCGAUUAAAAGAUUAUGAAUCUGGAGUAUAUGGUUUAGAAGAUGCUGUUAUUGAAAUAAAGAACUGUAAAAACCAAAUUAAAAUUAGAGAUCGAGAGAUUGAAGGAUUGACAAAGGAAAUCAAUAAAUUGGAGAUGAAGAUCAAUGAUUUCCUCGACGAAAAUGAGGCACUUAGAGAGCGUUUGGGCCUUGAACCGAAGACACUGAUUGACUUAACUGAAUUUAGAAAUAGCAAAAGUUUAAAACAGCAUCAGUACAGAGCCGAAAACCAGAUUCUUUUGAAAGAGAUUGAAAGUUUAGAGGAAGAACGACUUGACCUGAAAAAAAAAAUCCGCCAAAUGGCUCAAGAAAAAGGAAAAAGAACCGCAAAUUCAGGGUUAACAGUUGAGGACCUGAACCUAACAGCAAACUUUUCUCAAGAAAAUAGAAUGGGAGAAAGACAAUUUGAUUUCAUGAGCCUUGAAAAUAUGAAUGCAGCACAUUCAAAGAAUGAAGUCAUAGCACAGGAUUUAUUGAUCAAGGAAGCACAGAGUAGAAAUGCAGAACUAGAGCUUGAACGUCAUAGAAGCCAGGCAGAACAGAAUGAAUUUCUUUCAAGAGAACUAAUUGAAAAAGAAAGAGAUUUAGAAAGAAGUAAAACAAUAAUAGCCAAAUUUCAGAGUAAAUUAAAAGAAUUGGUUGAAGAAAAUAAACAUCUUGAAGGAGGUAUGAAAGAAAUAUUGCAAGCUAUUAAGGAAAUGCAGAAAGGACCUGAAGUUAAUGGAGGAGAAACAUCUCUAAUAAUUCCUAGUCUUGAAAGACUAGUUAAUGCAAUGGAAUCAAAAAAUGCAGAAGGAAUCUUUGAUGCCAAUCUCCAUUUGAAAACCCAAGUUGACCAAUUUACUGGGAGGAAUGAAGAAUUAAGACAGGAGCUCAGGGAAGCUCGGAAGGAGGCUAUAAAUUAUUCUCAGCAGUUGGCAAAAGCAAAUUUAAAGAUUGAUCAUCUUGAAAAAGAAACCAGUCUUUUACGGAAAUCAGAAGGAUCAAAUGUUGUUUUUAAAGGGGUAGACUUGCCUGAUGGAAUAGCACCAUCUAGUGCCAAUAUUAUUAAUUCUCUGAAUGAAUAUUUAAUACAUAUUUUACAGGAACUGGAAUAUAAAGAAAAUAAGUUAAAAGAUUUAGAAGAUUCUCUUGAAGAGUAUAACAGAAAAUUUGCAGUAAUUCGUCAUCAACAGAGCUUAUUAUAUAAAGAAUAUCUGAGUGAAAAGGAGAAAUGGAAAACAGAAUCUGAAGCAAUGAAAGAAGAAAAGAAAAAACUUGAUAGUCAAAUUCAACAAGAUGCUAUAAAAGUAAAAGAAUAUAAUAACUUGCUCAAUACUCUUCAGAUGGAUUCGGAUGAAAUGAAAAGUACACUUUCAGAUUAUAGUAGAAAAAUCACCGUCUUGCAAGUCAACGAAAAGUCACUCAUAAGGCAAUAUACUACUUUAAUAGAAAUGGAGCACCAACUUAGAAAAGAAAAUGAGAAACAGAAGAAUGAAUUGAUAUCAAUGGAAACUGAAGUUGGUGAAAAAAUUGGACGUUUACAACGAUUUAAGGAGAUGGCCAUUUUCAAAAUUGCUGCUCUCCAAAAAGUUAUGGAUAAUAGUGUUUCUCUGUCUGAACUAGAAUUGGCCAAUAAACAAUACAAUGAACUGACUGCUAAGUACAGGGACAUCUUGCAAAAAGAUAAUUUGCUUGUUCAAAGAACAAAUAACUUGGAACACCUACAGUGUGAAAAUGCAUCUCUAAAAGAGCAAAUAGAAUCUAUAAAUAAAGAACUAGAGAUUACUAAGGAAAAACUUCACACUAUUGAACAAGCCUGGGAAAAAGAAACUAAAUUAGGAAAUGAGUCUAACAUGGAUAAGACAAAGAAAUCAAUAACUAACAGUGAGAUUGCUUCUAUUUCAAAAAAAAUCACUAUGCUAGAGAUGAAGGAAUUAAAUGAAAGGCAGCGGGCUGAACAUUCUCAGAAAAUGUAUGAACACAUAAAGACUUCAUUAAAACAAAUGGAAGAACGUAAUUUUGAAUUGGAAACCAAAUUUGCUGAGCUUACCAAAAUCAAUUUGGAAGCACAGAAGGUGGAACAGAUGUUAAGAGACGAAUUAGCUGGUAGUGUGAGCAAGACAGUAAGUGAUGCUGAUAGACAACGGAUUCUAGAAUUGGAGAAGAAUGAAAUGGAACUAAAAGUGGAAGUGUCAAAACUGAGAGAGAUUUCUGACAUUGCCAAAAGGCAAGUUGAAAUUUUGAAUGUACAACAACAGUCCAGGGAAAAGGAAGUAGAGUCCAUCAGAACGCAACUGUUAGACUAUCAGGCACAAUCGGACGAAAAGGCACUAAUUGCCAAGUUGCACCAACACCUUGUCUCUCUUCAAAUUAGUGAGGUCACUGCUCUUGGUAAGUUGGAGUCUGUCACAUCGAAACUGCAGAAGACGGAGGCCUAUAAUUUGCGCUUAGAACAGAAACUGGAUGAGAAAGAGCAGGCUCUCUAUUAUGCCCGUUUGGAGGGGAGAAACAGAGCCAAACAUCUGCGCCAGACAAUUCAGUCUCUGCGACGCCAGUUCAGUGGAGCUUUGCCCCUGGCACAGCAGGAGAAGUUCUCUAAGACAAUGAUUCAGUUACAAAAUGACAAACUGAAGAUAAUGCAAGAAAUGAAAAAUUCUCUGCAAGAACACAGAAAUUUGGAGAACAGAACAAUGGAGAUGGAAUUAAAGUUAAAGGGGCUGGAAGAGUUAGUAAGCACUUUAAAGGAUGCUCGGGGAGCCCAAAAGGUAAUCAGUUGGCAUAUGAAAAUAGAAGAACUCCGUCUUCAAGAGCUAAAAUUAAAUCGAGAAUUAGUCAAGGAUAAAGAAGAAAUAAAAUAUUUGAAUAAUAUAAUUUCUGAAUAUGAGCAUACAAUCAGCAGUCUGGAGGAAGAAAUUGUACAGCAGAAUAAGUUUCAUGAAGAAAGAGAAAUGGCCUGGGAUCAAAGAGAAGUUGAGCUGGAACGUCAACUAGACAUUUUUGACCGUCAGCAAAAUGAAAUACUACAUGCAGCACAAAAGUUUGAAGAUGUGACAGGAUCAAUGCCAGACCCAAGCUUGCCUCUUCCAAAUCAACUUGAGAUUGCUCUAAGAAAAAUUAAGGAAAAUGUUCGAGUAAUUCUAGAAACACGGGCAACUUGUAAAUCACUAGAGGAGAAGCUAAAAGAAAAAGACUCUGCUUUACGGUUAGCAGAGCAAAAUAUUUUGUCAAGAGACAAAGUAAUCAACGAACUCAGGCUUCAUUUACCUGCCACCGUAGAACGAGAAAAGCUUAUAGCUGAACUAGGCAGAAAAGAGAUAGAGCCACAGUCCUAUCACACAUUGAAAAUUGCUCAGCAGACUAUUGCAAACAUGCAAGCAAGGCUGAAUCAGAAGGAAGACAUGUUAAAGAAAUAUCAGCGUCUUCUGGAAAAAGCCAGAGAGGAGCAAAGAGAAAUUGUUAAGAAACAUGAAGAAGACCUUCAUAUUCUUCAUCAUAAAUUAGAAAUACAGGCUGAUAGUUCACUCAAUAAAUUCAAACAAACAGCUUGGGAUUUACUAAAACAGUCUCCUACUCCAGUUCCUACCAACAAGCAUUUUAUUCGUCUGGCUGAGAUGGAACAGACAGUAGCAGAACAAGAUGACUCUCUCGCUUCACUUCUGGUAAAACUAAAAAAAGUAUCUCAAGAAUUAGAGAGACAAAAAGAAAUCACUGAAUUAAAAAUCAAAGAUUUUGAAAAUAUCAAAUUACGGCUCCAAGAAAACCAUGCAGUUGAAAUGAAAAAAGUGAAAGCAGAAGUAGAGGAUUUAAAUUGCCUUCUGGCCCAGUCCCAAAAUGAGGCACAGAGUUUAAAAUCUGAACUUCAGGCUCAAAAGGAAGCAAAUUCAAGAGCUCCAACAAGGACAAUGAAAAAUCUAGUGGAAAGGUUAAAGAGCCAAUUAUCCCUUAAAGAGAAACAACAAAAAGCACUUAGCCGAGCACUUUUGGAACUCAGAGCAGAAAUGACAGCAGCAGCUGAAGAACGUAUUAUUUCUGCAGCCUCUCAGAAAGAGGCAAAUCUCAAUGUUCAACAGAUUGUUGAUCGACAUACUAAAGAGCUAAAGUUACAAAUUGAAGAUUUAAGUGAAAAUCUUUUAACAUUAAAGGAAGCUCUUAAAACAAGUAAAAACAGAGAAAAUUCACUAACUGAUAAUUUGAAUGACUUAACUAAUGAACUACAAAAAAAACAAAAAGCCUAUAAUAAAGUGCUUAGAGAGAAAGAUGAAAUUGAACAAGAGAAUGAUGAACUGAGAAGGCAAAUAAAAAGACUAACCAGUGGAUUACAGGGCAAAACUCUGAUAGAUAAUAAACAAAGUUUAAUUGAAGAACUCCAAAAGAGAAUUAAAACUCUAGAAAGCCAACUGGAAAGAAAAGUGGAUGAUGUAGAAAUUAAGCCUAUAAAAGAAAAGAGUGCUAGAGAAGAAUUAAUUAGAUGGGAAGAAGGUAAAAAAUGGCAAAGCAAAAUAGAGGGAAUUCGAAACAAGUUAAAAGAGAAAGAAGGGGAAAUUUAUAUUCUAACAAAGCAGUUGAAUACUGUGAAGGAUCUUUUUGCCAAAGCUGAUAAAGAGAAACUAACUUUGCAGAGGAAACUAAAAACAACUGGCAUGACUGUUAAUCAAAUUAUGGGAGUGCAAGCUUUGGAGUCAGAAAAAGAAUUGGAAGAAUUAAAAAAGAGAAAUCUUGACUUAGAAAAUGAGAUAUCAUAUAUGAGGACCCAUCAGGCUCUUCCUCGAGAUUCUGUUAUAGAAGAUUUACGUUUACAAAACAGAUACCUCCAAGAAAAACUUCACGCUUUGGAAAAACAGUCUUCAAAGGAUGCUUCUUCUAGGCCUUCUGAAUAUAAAGUCAAAGAAGAGAAUGAACUAGUGAAGAAUGGGAAGGGAAAGGAACACAUAGCUGAAGACCUCAGUCACAGCAGCUGCACAGACCCAGAAGAAUCUCCCGGGGAGGACCCGGCUCCUGCCACAGUUGCUGCUGCAGUGAAUCCGUGUGCUGAGGAGGCUACUCAGGCAAACUCUGAGACUGACGUGCCAGUCCAGCCAGGAAAUGGCGGGCCCCAGACUUCAGAAAUAGAGUCAGAUGAUCAUUGGCAAAGAGAACAAGAGUUUCAGAGGGAAAACUUGAAGUUGUCAUCUGAAAAUAUUGAACUAAAAUUUCAGCUUGAACAAGCAAAUAAAGAUUUGCCAAGAUUGAAGAAUCAAGUACGAGAUUUGAAGGAAAUGUGUGAAUUUCUUAAAAAAGAAAAAGCAGAAGUUGAUCGGAAACUUGGCCAUGUUAGAGGGUCCGGCAGAAGUGGAAAGACAAUCCCAGAACUAGAGAAAACCAUUGGUUUAAUGAAAAAAGUAGUUGAAAAAGUCCAAAGGGAAAAUGAACAGUUGAAAAGAGCAUCAGGAAUACUGACCAGUGAAAAAAUGGCUAAUAUUGAGCAGGAAAAUGAAAAAUUGAAGACUGAAUUAGAAAAACUUAAAGCUCAUCUUGGACGACAGUUGAGUGUGCAAUAUGAAUCCAAGACCAAAGGCACAGAGAAAAUUGUUGCUGAAAAUGAACGGCUUCGUAAAGAACUUAAGAAAGAAACUGAAGCUGCAGAGAAAUUGCGGAUAGCCAAAAAUAACUUAGAAAUAUUGAAUGAGAAGAUGACAGUUCAACUAGAAGAGAUGGGAAAGAGGUUACAGUUGGCGGAAAGUAGAGGCCCACAGCUCGAGGGUGCUGACAGCAAGAGCUGGAAAUCAAUUGUUGUUACAAGAAUGUAUGAAACCAAAUUGAAAGAAUUAGAAACUGAUAUUGCCAAAAAAGCCCAAAGCCUUACUGAUCUUAAACAGCUUGUAAGACAAGCAACAAAGAGAGAACAAAAAGUUAAGAAAUACACUGAAGACCUUGAGCAACAGAUUGAGAUUCUCAAACAUAUUCCUGAAGGUGCUGAAACAAAGCAAGGCCUUCAAAGGGAGCUUCAGGUUCUCAGAUUAGCUAAUAGUAAGCUGGAAAAAGAAAAAGAAGAAUUAAUCCAUCAGGCAGAAGUACACAAAGACCAAGGCGGAGGUGAGGGCACCUUACAUGAUCAUGAUCAACUAAAGGAAAAGAUAAAGGAUCUAGAGACACAGCUGAAAACGUCAGAUCUAGAAAAGCAGCAUUUGAAGGAGGAAAUAAAAAAGCUGAAGAAAGAACUGGAAAAUUUUGAUCCAUCGUUUUUUGAAGAAAUUGAAGAUCUUAAGUAUAACUACAAAGAAGAAGUGAAAAAAAAUAUUCUUUUAGAAGAGAAGUUAAAAAAACUUUCUGAACAAUUUGGAGUUGAAUUAACUAGUCCUGUUACUGUUUCUGAACAGUUUGAAGAUGAAGAGGGAAGUCCUGUCAAUUUCCCCACUUUCUAAGGGCCAGUUAUAAUUAGUUUUUAUUUAACUAUUUACAAGUCUCUGACCUACAUGAUAUCCUUUCCAAUACCCUGUACCUUUACCUGAAUUUGAUAUUUUAGUAAAUAAAGUUGUAUAAAUUUUUUAACACAUUA
Molecule: messenger RNA, 8132 nt
Organism: Pipistrellus kuhlii (Kuhl's pipistrelle)
Lineage: Eukaryota; Metazoa; Chordata; Mammalia; Chiroptera; Vespertilionidae
Gene: CEP290
Product: centrosomal protein 290
Exons: 55
Coding region: 259-7998 (2579 amino acids)
Biological process (GO): camera-type eye development; kidney development
Source: RefSeq, a predicted model, not a curated record